AUGUUGACUGAUUAUACCAAUAUGCCUUUAUGGGCUGAAUUUCUCCCUCUAUGUGGAAUUUUGAUACUCGGCCCUAUACUUCUGCUUUAUGUUCUCCAAUUUAAAUCAUCCAGCUUCCCCCUCAUCAACCCCAAGAGGCCAUUCGAAUUCAACGCCGUCAGAGCAAAGAAAAUAUUUCUCAGCGAUGGACACAACUUGAUCAAGAGUGGUCUAUCAAAGUCUAGCAUCUUUCGCCUUUUCGGCGACAAUGGAUAUAGAACUGUCUUGUCACCUAAGUACGCAGACGAGAUUCGAAGCCAUCCAGCCCUAAGCUUCAGUAAUGCUAUUCGCCAGGAGUUCCACGGCAAUAUCAAGGGGUUCGAACCAUUUAAGCAAUUCUCUGUGGGAAAUGAGGUCUUUCAAGAUGCGGUACGCAUGAAGCUUACACAGGCACUUGAAUGGCACGAAUUUCCUAUCAAGGCCAGCAUCCUCAAGCUCGUGGCCCAGCUGUCCUCCAGGGUUUUUCUGGGAGACCAAAUCUGCCACAACCUAGCCUGGCUCCGAGUCACCGUCGACUACACGGUCCACUCCGUGCGUGCAGCCGAGGACUUACGGCUCUGGCCCAGUAUCAUGCGGACCCUGGUAGCGCCGUUCCUGACUUCAUGUCGCAGAAUGAAAUACGACUUUGACGAGGCGCGGAAAAUCAUCAUCCCCAUUCUGGAAGAGAGACGGAAACGGCAAGAGGCUGCGCUGCGCGAUGGCAAACCUCCCAAGCGCAAUAAUGAUGCCAUGGACUGGAUGGAGGAGAUCGCCAAGGGCCGACCAUAUGACCCGGUUGCCAUUCAGCUGACCUUUUCUGUGGCUGCGAUUCAUACCACCUCCGAUAUGAUGACCCAGGCGUUGUAUGAUCUCUGUGGGAGAGAUGAGCUGGUAAAUGCGCUCAGAGAGGAGAUUGUAUCGGUGAUCCAGGCUGAAGGGUGGAAGAAGACGGCGUUGUAUAAGCUCCAGCUGAUGGAUAGCUUUUUGAAAGAGUCUCAGCGACUGAAACCGAUUAAUAUUGUAUCCAUGCGACGCCUUGCAUCGGAGCCCAUUCAGCUUAGCGACGGAAACAAGAUCCCCAAGGGCACCUCGCUGAUGGUAUCGGGCGACUGGAUGUGGGAUCCAACAUUUUACGAGAACCCGGACACAUUUGAUGCCUACCGGUUCUUAAAGCUGCGUCAAACCCCCGGCCGCGAAACUUCCUCUCAUCUGGUCUCGCCGUCGCCCGAGCAUCUGGGAUUUGGUCUGGGGAAACACGCUUGUCCGGGACGAUUCUUUGCUGCCAAUGAAAUCAAAAUUGCCCUGUGUCACAUCCUGCUCAAAUAUGACUUGAAGCUCCCAGAAAACUGUGUUCCUCAGCACCGAAAGUACGGUCUUGCGCUCCAGGCUGAUCCAGAGGCAAAGAUCAUGGUCCGCCGUCGCCGCGAGGAAAUCAAUCUGGGCAACACCGACCUCUAA
Messenger RNA from Penicillium alfredii, 1476 nucleotides. RefSeq names its product cytochrome P450. The coding region runs from base 1 to 1476 and encodes 491 amino acids. Gene Ontology annotation, molecular function: iron ion binding; oxidoreductase activity, acting on paired donors, with incorporation or reduction of molecular oxygen; heme binding. NCBI's taxonomy places the organism in Eukaryota, Fungi, Ascomycota, Eurotiomycetes, Eurotiales, Aspergillaceae. The transcript has 4 exons. The record is from RefSeq and is a predicted model, not a curated record.